CAUGAGCCAAUGAUGUAGAGGAUAAAUCAGUAUCAUACAAUGCUAUCGCAAUAGAUUAAGAUCCCUGCACAUAAACUUUCGUCAUUGACAAUUGAAUAAUCGAAUAAUCGAUCCGUCCGAUCUACGCGCGCGCACCCUCCCGAAGACCUUACAUUGUCGCCAACACACAAGACAAGCGCAAUAAUACCAACAGUGCUAUAAGUAGUAAAAUACAGCAAUUGAUUAUUCAGAGAUGGCGGCUAAAUCAGGAAAGCUUGGAACUUGGAUCAAGAUGAUGGCUGCCGGCGGCGUAAUGUGCAUUGGCGGCCCGGCCCUCGUGUGGUGGGUCUCGCCCACCGACGAGGAGCUGUUCAAGAAGUACAACCCGGAGCUGCAGAAGAAGAGCCUGGCGCGUCGGUACGAGCGGCAGAAGGAGUUUGACGACUUCAUGACCCAGGUCAAGGCCGACUCCAAGUCCAGCAAGCCGAUAUGGACGGUACAAGAAGAUGCCCUGCGGAAGCGGAAGGAGGACAAGCUUCGCCAGGAUUUCCUCGACGCCGAGGAAGCAAAGGCGCGCAAGGAGUCUCUGCGGAAGGAGUCGGGGCUAUCGUCCAGUUCCUGAUAGCUACCUAGGUACCUAGAACACCGGAUGAUCUACUUGGUACAAGGUAUCGUGUUACUACUAUAUUAUGCGGAGUCCAAAAAGUACGUAGGGCCACUAAAAAAAGAAAAUAAGGGAUAGGUUGAUUAUGGAUGGCAGCAUACAAUGGCGUUU
This is a messenger RNA of Hypoxylon fragiforme, 754 nucleotides long. RefSeq names its product CBP4-domain-containing protein. Gene Ontology annotation, biological process: mitochondrial respiratory chain complex III assembly. The transcript has 4 exons. Lineage: Eukaryota; Fungi; Ascomycota; Sordariomycetes; Xylariales; Hypoxylaceae. The record is from RefSeq and is a predicted model, not a curated record. Gene Ontology annotation, cellular component: mitochondrial membrane. The coding region runs from base 233 to 601 and encodes 122 amino acids.